AUGUCAGAUCAUAACAAUACAACGACGACAACAACAACAACAACAACGACAACGACAACGACGACAACGACGACAAACAAUGCAGCAGCAGCAGAGGGAAUGAUGUUGACCAAGCCUGAAUCGAGGUUGCACUGUCUUCAUUUGGGCUGCACAAGGUCCUCCACAGAUUAUGGCAACUUGGGCAAUCAUUGCGCAGCGGAUCAUGCUUGUACAAAGACUUAUGCAUCCUGUCCCAACUUCAGAAGAUAUCGCACAAAGAUGUUCAUUGCCAAUGCCGACGACAAAGACUCUAUCGAGAUGAUGCGGGCCGAUGGACUCAACAAGUGUCUGCACACGACCUGCCUCCACUUCUUCCCCUCGUUGAUUUCCAUGGGCCAUCACUUGGCUUCGAAACGUGGAGACCAUCAAUGUCCAGACCGCAACAGCUGUCCAGGAUGUCAAAGAAGUGACAAGUUGAUGGCAAGGUACACACUGCCCAAAGUCCUUCCUGUUAUCAAGUCGUUUGUCUGCCUGCACGAUGGUUGCUCCAGAGAGUACGAGAUGUUUGGUCUGUUGCACAAUCAUUGCAAGGAUAUUCAUUUCUGUCGAUCGUACGCAAGUUGUAUCAAUGAACAACGCUAUCGAACAAUGCACUUCACCGCAGCCGCCGAUGACACCGAGUCAAUCAAGAUGCUGAAAGCCAAAGGUCUCAUCAAGUGCCCAGUUGCAACAUGCAACCACUUCUACAAGACCAAGCCAUCAUUUAGAAUUCACUUUAAAUACUGUCACCCUAGUCUCGAUAUAUCAUCCAUAUGGCCAUCUCUGAAGCGCAAACGAUCCAAUGUAAGCGACGAAGAGGAAGAGGAAGAGGAAGAAGAUGAAGAGGAGGAUGAGGGAUACCAGGAUGAAGAUGGAUUAGAUCAAGGUAAUGAUGAUGACGACGACGACAAUGGACAAGAUGAAGAUGGUUAUGAUGUGUCACCAACCAACGAGUUGCCGUCAUCCAAUGACAUGAUCAAGUGUCUCCACUCCAACUGCGAUAAGCACUUCACUCUGUGGAACAAAAUGCUUCAACACAUCAGGAGGGACCAUGAUAGAAGUGAGCCGUGUUCCGACCAGAGCUGUCCAGGAUGCGAGUACCGACGACUCUGGGCGCCAAAGACACCUGAUCCCUCCACCAUGUUCAAGUGCCAACACGAUGGAUGUACUGCCUCUCAUACGGUGCCGAUCCUGAUGACACUGAAUCAAUCGCAAUGUUGA
This is a messenger RNA of Acytostelium subglobosum LB1, 1239 nucleotides long. RefSeq lists its product as hypothetical. The record is from RefSeq and is a predicted model, not a curated record. NCBI's taxonomy places the organism in Eukaryota, Evosea, Eumycetozoa, Acytosteliales, Acytosteliaceae. The transcript has 2 exons. The coding region runs from base 1 to 1239 and encodes 412 amino acids.